Messenger RNA from Cannabis sativa, 968 nucleotides. RefSeq lists its product as uncharacterized. Gene Ontology annotation, molecular function: calcium ion binding. The coding region runs from base 163 to 669 and encodes 168 amino acids. The record is from RefSeq and is a predicted model, not a curated record. The transcript is spliced from 4 exons. NCBI's taxonomy places the organism in Eukaryota, Viridiplantae, Streptophyta, Magnoliopsida, Rosales, Cannabaceae.
AUUGGCUGGGCAUGUGAGUCCAUAGUCCAGACUCCCACGUCACAACACAACACCACAAACUCCAACCUUGUACCCUUUUCUCUUCUCAAAUCUCAUCGCACCCACCUCCACACCACAACUUUCAAUCUCCAUUUUUCUCAAUUUUACUUGUGUUUUUCAUCCAUGGGACAGGUGUUCAACAAAAUUCAAGGUAAGGAUUGGAAAGAAAAGCAAAUAAGAAAGAUAACUGAUAAGGUUUAUACAAAACUUAUAAAUCAAUCGGAAAGGGUUUCGCCUACUCUUACCUUUGAAGAUCUCUACAUUGGAGUUCUUCUAGUCUUUAAUGACCUUAACAAGCGUUUGCCUGGCCCCCAUUUCGAUCCACCCUCCAAAGAUGAGGUCCGAGCUAUUAUUGAGGAGUGUGAUAUGAACCUAGAUGGAGAAAUCAACAGUGAAGAAUUUGUAAAAUUCAUAAAGCGGCUCACAGAAAACACAUUCAUCACAGUGAGUCAAGGACUGAUAUUGACAUUGGUUGUGGCACCCACAGUGGCAUUGGCCACAAAGAGGGCCACAGAAGGCGUCCCAGGCGUUGGAAAGGUUGUUCAGAAGAUACCCAAUUCCAUUUACGCCUCUCUCAUCACUAUGGCCAUAGUCAUGUUCCAGAAAUCACAGCUGGACUCAGAUUAUUAGAACAGAAAGAAACCAUUUUUAUUCAUUACUUUGUUGUGAACAAAGACAGUCAGUCAAUGAUGCAAUUACCACAACAAUAUAAUAUAUAUAUAUAUAUAUAUAUAUAUAUGAUAAGAAUCAAUCAAGCAGCAGAGGUGAGUUUUUGAAGUUGAGAUUUGGCUUCAUCCACUUGCUUUUGCUCUGAAGCCAUUGCCUUUUGGAUUGAUGUGCGAAAAUAGAGGUUGCCCUUCUUGUGAUACACAACAGACUGAAAUUGUUUUUUGUUUUAAUGGUAAAUUAAUAAAUAUAUUUGAUACAAA